Molecule: messenger RNA, 6218 nt
Organism: Nomia melanderi (Alkali bee)
Lineage: Eukaryota; Metazoa; Arthropoda; Insecta; Hymenoptera; Halictidae
Source: RefSeq, a predicted model, not a curated record
CACUUUUUAUUGGUUUCCGGCUUCGAAGUGCCAGAUGUGAAUGUGCGCUUCCACGAGCACCGUUAAAUUGUGCUUUUGUGUAGAACUCAAGAGAUGUUACGCGAAUUAUUUUCAAGAUUUCACGUUCGCAACGUGUGAACGAGUCGAGUCGCGGGAAUUCGCCGCGUUCGUCGAUCGAUCGUGACGCGGGGUUUCCACGGUGGUCGGUGAUCCUUCAAGUUUACGGCUGUAAAUUGGUCGCGUGCGUUGCAUGUGCCUGCGGUGUCCCGGAAAAAAGCGUAGUAUACCGUCUUCGACGACGUAGAAUUGAUUUCCCUGAGCGGUUCGGCACCGCGCGAAGAUCUUGGUUUGGUCAUUGACGGGAUAGAGAACGUUGACAUGCCGUUGCUCCGUAAACAGCCGUUUCAACGACUUCACGUCUCGUCGGAUUUCAAAGACGACGAUGAGGUGUUCCAUUGCGAGGUUACCAACGAAAUCUUCAAGGACUACAAUGAGUUCUGCGAGAGAAUUAUUUUGUGCAAUUCACUUAUAUGGUCAUGUAGCAUUACUGGGAGAAGUAACAUGACAUUCGAAGAGGCGUUACAAUGUGAGGAGAACGCGAAGAAAAGUCUUAAAGAAUUUCCUAUGGAGUUACGCAUUCCUAUAUUAUAUCUUGCCAGUAAAACGAACAGAUCUUCUUUCAAUGAGAUGAUAGAGGAUGUGUAUCAGUUUGCAAGGGAUCGUUAUUUUGUUGGGGAAAUGGUAGAAGCAAGUUUCACAGAGGAUUCCUGGUGUGAAUGUCAUGUACUCCAAGUUAUUGCGCCUUUAGAGCAGCAAAUAAAAGCAUAUAUAAAAGAAAAUAGUCCACAAGAACAACAGUAUCAUCCACCAGCGAAAUUGUUUCGUUAUGAAGUGGAACAAUUAGACUGUGGUGAUUCUGAUGUCAGUCAACUAAUGAUUGUAGAAGCAGCUCAAGUAAGAAGGAGAAAGCAACAUUAUAGCAGAGAACGUAACAAAAUAUUUCUACGCCAAUUGUGCGAGCAGAAUGAUAGCGGCAUAUGGAUUGUUAAAGAUAGUGUUUUACAAAAGUAUGGAAUUAAUAAAGUACGUUUCGAUACCAUAUUUGCUGGCCCUCCUCCUGAUUUCACGUCGCGCAUUAAAAAACCUAUAAAGCAUAAACAAGAAUCGAUAGAAAAAUUUCUUACCGCGGACAUUUCGAAACAAAAAACAAUGGAGAAGCCAGAUCCUCUAAAAAAAGUAAAUCAGACAGGGGUAGACAUAAAAAAAUUUAGAAAACCAAGAAUGAAUGGAAAAUUCAAAGAGGAGCUUAAAGCGAAAGCUCUUGAAGAAAAAGCAAAACGCAAAGAGGAGAGAAUAUUAAAGAGUGAACAGAAAAGGGAAGAGAAGCAGAAACUAGCCGCUUUAGCUGCAUAUGUGAGACAGUGGAACAAACCCAGAGAAGACCUUGAAUGCGAAGAUCUUUCUCCAAUUCCACAACCUGUACCAGUUAAUACUGUGAUACCAAAUGACAAGUUUGGUGACUGUUGCAUGAUUUUAGAGUUUCUAGAGUUUUUUAAUGAAGAAUUGGAAGUUUCUUCAUAUUUUUCAAAUGGAUUUACUUUGGAUCUAUUGGAAAAAGCAUUGUUAACUAAGGAAGCAUCUGGACCUUGGAGUGAUCUCUUACAAUUGCUACUAUCAAGCAUCUUCAAGUAUCAAUCAGAUGAGGAAGAUGAAAUUCAAGCAUCCGAUACAGUAACAAACGAUACUACUACCAAUGAGGGAGUGUCAUCAAUAACAAAAACAGUGAAACUUACUACAGUUACCUCUACUUGGAGUCCAACGUAUCACGGUUCUAAAUUAUCAGAGCUAACAUUGGAUCAUUCGACUUUGAGCGAGAUCUUGAGGCAACAUUUAUUAAGUUCCGGUGAACGAAUUGGCGAAGCUGCUUCUAAAUGGAGAUAUUCUCAAAGAGGUGGAUACACGAAUCAAGACGAUCCUGCAGUUCUGAUGAGAAAGAAGGAGGCGCAUAUUUUGAGACUGUUAACCCAUCGUAGCGUUCACGAGCUUGACUUCGACGAUAAAUUGAAAGUAGCCGCAUGCCUCAUCAAUCAGUUACUCACUUUCGCCUCAGUACGAGAUAUGAUUGAAGAGAGACACGAGAAGCUUCAUCAAGCAAAAAAAGAACUGAGAUCUUUUAUACUAGCGGAGCAGAAAAAGGAGAGGGAGGAGAAAGAAAAAAUGCGAGAGCGCGAUAAGGAUAAUAAAGACAUGAAAAGUGCACCGAAAAAAGUAACACGUGGUAAUUGCGACGAGGAGAAGAAAAAGAAGCUGAAAGAACUUCAGGAAGCAUCCAAAGAUGACCAAAUGAUGCUCUACUUGGGUUCCGAUAGAGCUUACCGUAGGUACUGGAGACUCUUGUCGGUACCAGGAAUAUUCGUGGAGAAUGAUGGAUCUGGAGUAGGUACCUGUCUCCCCGAGGGUACACCUUAUCAACCUGAAUUGCAAGACGGAGAAUCUACAUAUGCAUAUUUAAGGAACAAGUUUGAAGAUGAAUUCAGUGAUAAGGAAAAUAGCUUUAAAAAGACGAAGAAAUCUCCUAAGAAGGUUUCGUUUUCCGAUAAAAACGGACUUAAAUCUCCGAGGAAAGAUGUGAUUCCUAGGAAUGAAUUUAAGCAAGAACUUUCCGAUGUGAGGAGGAAUUUAAUGGCUUGUACAGGGGAUAAAGAAUGCCCGGUGCAUUGGAAAAGACCAGAACCAAAAUGGAGUUUCUUCGGAACGCAAAAGGACAUUGAAACUCUGGUGAACGGUUUGAGUAAACGAGGAAUUAGGGAAGGUGAACUUAGAAAUAAUAUUAUCCAAGAAAUGACAAGUGUGAUGUCUGUUAUCGAAGAAUGCCCGAGGCAUAAACUCAACCCUGACGUAUUUUCAGAUCCGAUCAAGGAACAUCCUAAUAAAACGACAAAGAAAAACAAAUAUGAGAACGCUAAUUUAAACUAUCCUUCUGAGGUGCCUGUCGGAGAUGUUUUUGAGUUCACUUUGAGAGACUUUAUCUUAGACCUCGAAGAUAAAAUAAAAGCCGGUUGUUUGGGAAGUUUGAAAGUGAACAAUCGCGAUACGUGGAGGCAUACAAUUGAUAGUAGAUCCUACGGUAAACAAUGUGAUAAAUUAGCGUACGGUACAAAUGAAAUAAAUACAGAUAGUCCCAACGGGUCACAGGAUAAAGUUAAAAACGAGACUAAACAUACUAGGUCGGAUACUCCAAAUUCCGAGAUAGAAGGCCUUACUGUAAAGACUUACAAACACUCAGAGAAAUCGUUAAGUACACUAAAUGAAACUGACUUACUCCCUGACCCUAAGCAACAAGAAACCAUUAAACAGUUGGCUUGCGCUAUUUUGCAAUUAUCUCAAGCCAUUGAACAGAAGUACUUAGUUAAACCGCGAGGCGUUAAUGAGAAAGAUAGAAAACACUUCACCGAAGAGAACAGAGAAAGAUGGGAGCAAUCACUUCUUGCGUCUACAAGCUGGUCACAGUUGUUCUUGCAUUUAACCAUUUUAGAAAAUAACAUUGCUUGGGAUAAGAGCGCACUAAAUGCUCAAUGUUACAUAUGCAGACGACGUCGAGACGCUGAGAAGAUGUUACUCUGCGAUGGUUGUAACAAAGGUCACCAUUUGUAUUGUUUGAAACCAAAACUCACUGCUGUACCAGAUGGAGAUUGGUAUUGCAAAACAUGUAAGCCACCGGUUAAGUCAAAAUCGAAACUUAAGAAACGAAAAAAAUUCGAGGACGAAUUAGAAGAAGAAGUAACAUUGACCAAAGAAACUCGACACAAUCGAGCGAGACGUGUUCUCGAAAGUGAAGAGGAAGAGGACCGUGAAGACGAUGAAUUGGAAGAUGAGAACUUUGAGACCAUGAGUAGUCAAAUGAACGUGUGCACUGCCUGUAGAAGCGGUGGAAAGUUAAUCAAUUGUGAUUUAUGUUCGAACUGUUAUCACAUAGAGUGUAUAGAUCCCCCUAUAAUAAGAGCACCACGUGGAAGAUGGAUUUGUUCAGAUUGCAAGGACAGGAAAGAUAGACGGACCAAUAUAAAAAACGUGAGGGGGCGCGAAAGGGAAAGGGACAAGGAGAGACUGUGCGCUGCAGCAGCACGCUCUCGCAUCCAUGGCUUUGCCAAGAGCCUCCUCACUACAGAAUCGACAGACUGGGACGACAGCAGCAAUUCAGAAGAUACUGAACCGAGACAGACUAGACGGGCUGCGAAGAGGGCUGCUGAAAUAGAACAAGUAGAGGACAAGGGAACAAUUAGAGGAUCUAUGACACGAUUGCAGGAUUUACUUACCGACAUUAGACACCACAGAGAUUCAUGGCCUUUCCUGUCACCCGUUACAAAAGACGAAGUACCAGAUUAUCAUGAUAUUAUUUCUAAUCCAAUGGAUUUCGGUACAAUCAAAUGUAAACUAAAUAAUGGGGAAUAUGAAACAUUGGAACACUUCUUUAGCGAUUGUCAAUUAGUCUUCGAUAAUUGUCAAGCUUAUAAUGAAGAACACAGUGCAGUAUACAAUUACGUAUACAGAGCAGGUAUGAGGCUGUUGAAGUACUUCGAGAAACGGUGCAAGGAGCUCAGUUUGAAUUACGAAGAAGAAACGGCGGUACGGCCACCGGACGCGAAAAAGCCGAGAAUGAUGGGAAUCGAUGUCGAUAGCAGCGAGGAGGAAGACGAAGAAGAUGAAGAAGAAGAAGAAGAAGAACUUCAAAAGACAAGAUAGAGUCGGAGCAUAUAUUCCAAUGUUAUAUACUUAUUGGGUAUUAAUUUUUUUUAUUCCCGAUACGUAAAUUGGAUGUACCUUGAGAUUGCGUGCGGGUUUUUACACUAAUGUCGAGAACAGUGUACAAAUUCGUGUUACAAAUACGAAAGUUGUUCUGUAAAUUAUAUAUUACUGAAAAGACUUCAUUUCCUAAGGAUUAGAAAAAUGCUAUAGAUAUAUGUAUAAUUGCAAGCUUCACAUAUGCGUUUAAAGUCUCUCUUCUUUCUUUUCUUUCUCUCUCUAUCUCUCUAUCUCUCUGUCUGUCUCUAUCUCUCUAUCUCUCUAUCUCUCUGACUGUCUCUAUCUCUCUAUCUCUCUGCUUCUCUAAAUUUCUCUAAAAUCUUUCUAUCUCUAUUUCUAGAACAUUAUUUAUCGAAUAUGCUCUGAAUUAUUUUCUUAGGCUUGCUAAAAUAAAAUCAGGAAAAAACAUGCACAGUAUUAUUCGUAGAAUUUUACUCAUGGUGUAAUUACUCUUGCGUACUUGUAAGAGUCUUUAAGCAUAGAGCAUUUUAUAUAGAGUGAGCGAGCAAGCAUGCGGAGGCGGUGAAUUCUUAUCCGCUCGAGCCAGUACAAGAUACGAGUCCUCUUUUUUUUUAUUUUGAAUUAGUAUUAUUACAGAGAAAACAAUUUUUUGUUAUACCAGACAAGUCUUUUUACACUAUAAUAAUUAUUUAUUAUUUUAGCACUACUUAUAUGAUUGUAUCUUAUGUUCUUUUUUGAAAUGUUUCAAUGAUUCUCCUAAAUGUAGUCCCAGAAUUUCAACACAUUUUACGCAUACGUAGUCCACACAUUUACAAAAUGUGUUAUAUUCAUUGCCUUCCUUUUAGAUAGUGUAUUUAAAACAUACCACGUGCGAUAACGUGAUCUGUGACUGCCUUUUUUUAUUAUGAAAAGUCAUAUAUAUUUCAAAUGAAUCCAAAAUGAUACAACACUUUUGGUACAUUUACUCUGAUAUUUAUUCAAAACAAAGGUAAAUUUUACUUGAAAUUCAAAUGCGUCACAAUAUUGCACCAUAUAUAUUGGUAAUAGGAAAUUUUAUUUAUAUAAUUCGUGUGUUUGACGUUGCCAAAUUGUUAAAUGUGUUAAGUGGUACUUAUACCUUUUUUCUUUUUCUUUUUUUAAUUUUGUUCUAAACCGUCAGCCUAUUUUAAGAAAGUUUAAAGGUUUAGGCUGGCCCUACAAAAAAUCUACGGUACAAAUUAUUAUUAUCUUAUAUAUUGUACAGCAGUUGUAGCUACAGUUCUUUGUAAUCAUGUACGUUUUAUACGAUUAAUUUGGUAAUAAAUUUUUAAAAUAGAUUUAUAAUUGAAACUUGUUCAUAACAUAAUGCUUUAAAAAAUAUGUAAAAAAUAUUGGAAAAUAUUACUAAUUUUAAUGUUAUUUUGUAGAGGUUACAUGUAUUUUAUUCAUACACUCUUCUUACAUGUCAUACUAAC